AUGCUGCCCCCGCCCAUCAACUUCCCCAAGUGGCUCAAGGAGAAUGGCCACCUCCUCAAGCCCCCUGUCGGCAACAAGUGCAUGUACAAGGGCGAAAACUUCAUUGUCAUGAUCGUCGGUGGACCCAACACGCGUACCGAUUUCCACAUCAACACUACUGAAGAGUGGUUUUACCAGUACAAGGGCGCCAUGACGCUCAAGGUCGUCGACGAGGGUGUCGUGCGGGACAUUAUCAUUGAGGAGGGCGACUUUUUCCUGCUUCCUGCCAACACCCCGCACUCGCCGCGCCGUGUUGCCGACACCAUCGGUGUGGUCCUGGAGAUGGUCCGUCCAGGCGACGCUCUCGACACCAUGAGGUGGCUGUGCCCCAACAAGGCCGCGCACGGCGAGGAGCUCGUCGUCAUCCAAAACGUCCAGUUCUACUGCUCCGACCUCGACACGCAGCUCAAGCCCCACCUCGACAAGUGGAUGGGCGACGAGGAGUGGCGCCGGUGCCCACAGUGUGGCGUGGCCGCGCCGGCAAAGUAG
This is a messenger RNA of Apiotrichum porosum, 528 nucleotides long. RefSeq names its product 3-hydroxyanthranilic acid dioxygenase (gene BNA1). Gene Ontology annotation, biological process: quinolinate metabolic process; 'de novo' NAD+ biosynthetic process from L-tryptophan. The coding region runs from base 1 to 528 and encodes 175 amino acids. The record is from RefSeq and is a predicted model, not a curated record. Gene Ontology annotation, cellular component: cytoplasm. NCBI's taxonomy places the organism in Eukaryota, Fungi, Basidiomycota, Tremellomycetes, Trichosporonales, Trichosporonaceae. The transcript is spliced from 4 exons. Gene Ontology annotation, molecular function: iron ion binding; 3-hydroxyanthranilate 3,4-dioxygenase activity.